AAAAUCUGUGCGGGACGAGACACCAGUUUCUCAUAUGGUGAGAAGAAAAAGUCAAAUAAUAGUAGAAAGGGUUGAAUUGUACGUCAUCAUACUCACUUUAAGUGAGAAGACGUUAAAUUAAUUAUUGUAAGUAAUGACAUUUAUUUACAAUGCAAUUUUUUUCCUGCCUAAAUGCCCUGUGUGCAGUUAGAAUUUGUGUACCUUAUUAAGUGAACUGCAUUUCGGGUAGAUAUCUAGAAGUUGUAAUGUGUAAAGUAGUGGUGAAAAAGUGGCAGGCAAGUCGUUAUGGAAGAGGUGGAUUAUUUGAAUAAAUUAAUUGUAGGAAUAUUCUCAGUACUAUUUCAAAUAUAUAUACUUCGGACCUUCUUCUUCCCUCGGCUGCGGAACAGACUAGAUCCCACGACCGUUAAAGUUCCCCUGGGAGCCGUGGAACAAACGUUGCAAGACCUAACUGAAAAGAACGAAAGGCUCAUUAGAGAAAAUGAAAGGCUCCUUAUAGACAAUGAAAACUUAAAGAUAAAACUAAGGUCGAGGCGAAAGUGAAAGUCGAGGAUUUCGGUUCUUGUACGAAGAAAUUAAAUACAUGCGCUGCAUGAUUCGUGUAUAUAGAUAAUUCAAUUAAGUUACGUCUGCAUUCUAAGUAUAAAUUUUUGAUACAAAUUGUUGGAAACAAAAUCCAAAAAUCGACUCGGCUCGCCAAAUGGAGGAAUUAUCCCUUGACGAAGAAAGUCAUCAUCAUCUCUUGAAUGAGAAAUUAUUCACGCUCGCAGAAAUAAGUGACGAUGAGAAUGAGACUACUCCUCCGGAAGAAGAAGUAUCGGCCGCCUUCAUUCAUUCACCUAAUCAGACAACCAUAUCGCCAAUGAUGGCUGACUCGCCGUCGACAACACCAUCCUCCUUAACACCAUGUGUAAAGUGUCAGAAGACGGAGGAAUCUGUGGAACUCAGAGUGGCGCAGGUCAAGGCCCAAUUAGAGACUGAAAUCACCAGAAUGAAAAAGGAGGUAGAGUCAGCUACGAAAACUAAAGAAAGUGUAGUCAUGAAAUAUGCCACUGGUGAAAUGGAGCUGUUAAAAUUGAAGAAAAGUAUAGAAAACUCGGACAAAUUAAUCAAACAGUUUAAUAACGAUAUCGAAAUAGCGAAUAGAAAACACAAAAUGCUGUCAUCAGAGAGAGAAAGGCUAUCUCUUAUGAUUGAUGCCAAGGUGCACGAUAUCGAGGAUCUUCAAAAGGAAAUUAAUCGCCUUCAUCAAGAUAUCCAGUCCAGGGAUUUCAAAUUUACUUGGACACAAAAUAAACUGAGGGAAGAAUCUGAAGCUCAUAAUGCGACAAGACAAACAUUAGAGGCCAAAAUUGCUGAAAUUGAAAAUGAGCUGAAAGUGCUGAAAGAGUCCACAUCCUCUAGUGUUUCAAAUGGAGAGCUUACUAGUAAUUGUGAAUACAAAAAAGAUGCCGGUGAUGAUACAGAGACCUGUGAAAUAGUAACCAUAAACGGUCAAGAAAGUAGUAAUUCCAAAUUGACUUCAUCUCCAUCGGGAGCGGAGAGCGUGAUAGAUUCUUUGCGAGAGAAAAAUGCGCAAUUAUUGGAAGAAAACAAAUCAUUGUCAUGCAGCAUUGCAAUAUUGGAACAAGAGCGAUUACAAGUUGAAGCCUCAAUGGGCCGCCUGCAAGAAUCCAACUCUGAACAUUUACAUCAAAUUGCUGUCCUUCAAUCCGAUCUUGCUGCCACUGAAUGUCUCAAAGUUCAAUUACAAAAGGAAAAGGAGUUGGUAAAGGUGCUAGAGAACGAAUGUGAAGGGUUACGACAAGCCCACGUUGACGUUUUAAAUGACAUGUCUGUCUGUCGUUCAAAAGAAGCUGAACUACUUGCAUAUACACAACAAGUCACUGAGAAAAAUGUUGCACUGCAGUCAAAGUUAUCUUCUAUUGAGGCCAAGAGCGAUGUUCUGAAAGAUGAAAACGAACGUCUUCGACAGCAUGGGGACAAAUUAGAAGGUGAUAUUCGUGAUCUCCAACAAAUAAUGACCAACGAAAGCAAGUAUCAACUAGAGGAAAAACAAAUGAUAGAAAAUGAUGUAAACACCAGUAAAGUGAUUAUUACUCAAUUGCAACAACAAUUGGAUGAAGCUCGUGGAGAAAUUGGCCUUCUUAACCGAAAAUUAAAUUCCAGCGUUAGGGAGCUCAGUAAGGAACUUUCUGUGGUCAGAAAACAAGUAAAAGAUGGUCACCCUGGGUCAGACGGACUAAGCCAAAGUUCACGGACUAGCUCUAGCAGUUCCCUCACAAAUGGUGAUUGUUCUUCGCAAGAAAAACUUAAACAAGAAGACACCACAGCAUGCAAUGGUUCCACCAGUGAUCAGGAUCAAGAAUGUCCUGUGAUACCAGAUCAGCAAGUCCUCAUCGAAAGAAUAGUUAAACUACAACGAAUGCUGGCGAAGAAGCAAGAUAAACUGGAAUUUCUUCAAGAACACGUCAAACAACUUGUCGAGUCAUUACAAAAAAAGUCUAAAAUUAUUCAGGGAUAUGCAAUGUCACAAGAUAUUGAUGCCUUAUCCUCAAAUCUCGCAGAGAAAAACAGACUUGCAUUGGAUUCAAUUUAUGCGGCUGAAGUUUUGAAACAUAAGGGAAUAAUGGCAUCAGUUUACGGAUCUAAACCGGCCGAUGAUGCGAUGACUUUGGAUCUCUCUCUAGAAAUAAAUAGAAAACUUCAAGUCGUUCUGGAAGAUACUUUACUUAGAAAUAUUACGCUUAAAGACAGUCUAAACACUCUUGGAAAAGAAAUUUCGAAACUGACAGACUCGAAUAAUGAAUUACACAACCAAGUACUACAAUUGGCAAAAUAGUCCUCCUUCAGCAAAAUUAUUUGUCCUACAAAAUAUGGAACUUAAUUAUUUUAGCUUAUUAGACUCUAAAAGUUACAUACUUAUUAAUGUAGCUAAAUCUACUUGUCAUGAAUUUUGAUGAUAUUUAUUGUGAAGGUCCCUCUAUCCUAUUAUAUAUCAAGACUCAAAUUCCAGUAUACAUAUUAUAUUUUAUUGUACCCAAACGCAUCGCAUUCGAAUCGAAUACCUGAUAUUUAAGUAAAGAAAUAAAAAAAACAGAAUGUUGACCAUUCCACACGACAAAGGAAA
Molecule: messenger RNA, 3130 nt
Organism: Folsomia candida
Lineage: Eukaryota; Metazoa; Arthropoda; Collembola; Entomobryomorpha; Isotomidae
Product: coiled-coil domain-containing protein 186
Exons: 13
Coding region: 701-2842 (713 amino acids)
Biological process (GO): vesicle cytoskeletal trafficking
Cellular component (GO): trans-Golgi network
Molecular function (GO): small GTPase binding
Source: RefSeq, a predicted model, not a curated record